AUGUAUUUCAGCUCUUAUCUUGCAAGUGUAGUGCACUUUACCCCAGUUAUAUCAUCACACAGACACACUCAAACGCACGGCAGAUCAGUUCUCAUCGUCUACACUCUACACUUUACUGGAUUAAAGAUGUCCCGGGCCGCAGACAGAUUAAAAGUGGUUUUGAAUCAUCUGGAUCGGUCUCACGGCGCUGUCCGAGCAUCCUUCACUUCUGCCCAAAAUGUGUCCUAUCAGUAUCAUCAUCAUCAUCCUCAAGCCUUUCAAUACACUUUUGACACGGAUCUCCUGACUCCAGAACAGAGAAUCGCCUACGAAAAGGAUGGUUUCAUACUCAUCCGAAACUUGGUAUCGGACGAGGAUAUUGACCAAUUCAGGAAAGAGUUUGAGCGCAUCUGUAAGAAAGAGGUGAAGGUGCCUGGUUUGUUGGUAAUGAGAGAUGUAUCCAUUGCUAAAUCCGAGUUUGUUGAAGGCGAGAAGGCUGUUACCAAACUUCAGGACUUCCAGGAAGAUCCAGAACUUUUCCGCUACUGCACUUUACCCCAGAUCCUGAAGUAUGUGAAGUGUUUCACCGGACCCAACAUCAUGGCCAUGCACACCAUGCUCAUCAACAAACCACCUGACACAGGUAAGAAGACCUCUCGCCAUCCCAUGCACCAGGAUCUACACUACUUCCCCUUCCGACCUGCCGAUCGCAUUGUGUGUGCAUGGACCGCCAUGGAGAAAGUGCACCGGCAAAACGGCUGUCUGGUCGUCCUGCCCGGCUCACACCAUGGCACUCUGCAGGAACACGACUACCCAGAAUGGGAGGGUGGAAUAAAUAAGAUGUACCACGGGGUGCGUAACUACGACCCAGACCAUCCCAGAGUCCAUUUAGAGAUGGAGAAAGGAGAUACAGUGUUUUUCCAUCCUUUGCUGAUCCAUGGCUCAGGAAUGAACCAAACCAAGGGAUUUCGAAAGGCCAUCUCCUGUCACUAUGCCAGCUCUGACUGCUAUUACAUAGAUGUGAAAGGAACGACUCAGGAGAACAUCAGCAAUGAAGUGAAGGAAAUUACAGCCAAGAAGUAUGGGAUUGACAAUACAAUCUCCUUUCAGGACACUUGGGCUUUGCGGGGACGUCUGGUCCAAGGAGAAAGAACAUCGAUGUGACUCGUGACUCAUCUGUCUGGCUUAGAGAGGACAGCUUCACAACUGGAUUAAUUAACGGCACACAGCUGUUUGUUAAUUUGACAAUUUCCUUAAAAUUGAUCAUUAUGGUUACAUUGAUAAUUAUGGAAAGUACAGCUUUCACCAUCAGGUGGCAGUGUAGGGAUUAAAUCGUGGAUCACACACACUGAAUUGCCAUCUGUGCCUGGGACGAUCAGUCCUGAUACCGAUCUAAUAAUAAUGAAAGCCAGACAUUGUAACUUUAGCAUCAACGGAUCUUGGUGUGGCUUUUCUUCAAGAGAUGCAAGAACAUUGGGAAUUCAUUGUCUCGGAUAAAUACUUCAGGUGUUUGUGAGAGUGUUUCCUGCAAGUAAUUAUUAGUGAGGUUGUUGAAGUAAUUAGUAUUAGAAGUAAUUUGAUGAAAAUUCUAGUUCACAGCAGAUACUUGGGAAGGAGUAAUCGAGUACAGCACUUAAUCUGCCUUCAUUUGAAACAGAUACAGCUUUUUGCUGAUAUAAAUGAUGGUUUUAAAAGAAUCAGAGGCAAAGAAGAUAAUUUUACUAUUAAUUCUGAAAUAUUAAAGGGAUUAAUAUGUUUUUAUCAACAUUAGAUCAGGUCUAAACAUACUGACCUACAGUAAUACAAACAUUUCCUUGAUAAUAGCAGUUUAUAAUCAAACAGGGAAAAUGUAAAAAAGUUUCUACCCUAUAUUUUUGCUUAAUUGAAUUAAAAUAUACUUGAAUGUGUGAAUGCCAAUGUUUAACUACAAUAAAUGCAUUUAAUAAGGUACUGAA
Molecule: messenger RNA, 1934 nt
Organism: Pimephales promelas (fathead minnow)
Lineage: Eukaryota; Metazoa; Chordata; Actinopteri; Cypriniformes; Leuciscidae
Gene: phyh
Product: phytanoyl-CoA 2-hydroxylase
Biological process (GO): fatty acid alpha-oxidation
Molecular function (GO): phytanoyl-CoA dioxygenase activity
Source: RefSeq, a predicted model, not a curated record